GGGACGAAUCGCAAAGGAAGCAGAGGAGCGACUGGCACCGCACGGCACGGACGGACAAAUUAGAACAAAAGAGGGGAAAAGUAUAUUGUCAAGAAAGUGACGUUUUAUAAUUAUUUAUUUAGAAAAACUGAAACAUUAGACAAACAGUAGUGUUUUAAAACUAUCUCGAUGAGAUGCUGUUUCGUUUCGCCUAAAACAACUCUAAUCCAGCAAUCAUAACCCAGAAGAAUAAUUUGAGUUGGUAAAAGUCUCAGGAAAAGUACACAAUGGCGAAAUCUAAGAACUUUGGAAUCGACGCGCUGUUGGCGCACCGGGUGUACCGAGACAGCUCCCCGGGACUGUGUUCUGAGGACAACCCAUUCUCGUGCCGCCGGUCGGAGACCCCAUCCCAGCGGAGGACCACCAGCGGUAUCCACAUUCAGACCGGGAUUAUCCCCAAACCGGGUCUAUUGAAUUUCUCUCACCAGGGACUGACCCAGCUGUCUCAGGGGACCAUCCCUGGAAUGUAUCCCACCCACAUGUACCCCGUCGCGGCUCUGAGUGGCCAGCACACAGCCUUCGCCUAUCCCAGUUUCGCCCAGCCGUACCCAGAGCACCUAAGGGCAGCAGUUAUGGCUGGGUUUCCUCUAGAACACUGGAUUAGAGCUGGAAUGAUGAUGCCAAGACUCGGAGACUAUGGUGUCUCCUCUCAGGCCAGUCUGAUGGGGAAGUGUCGUAGGCCCAGAACAGCCUUCACCAGUCAACAGCUACUACACCUGGAAAACCAGUUCAAACUCAACAAAUACCUGUCCAGACCUAAACGCUUUGAGGUGGCCACCUCUCUCGUGCUCACAGAGACACAGGUGAAGAUCUGGUUCCAGAACAGGCGGAUGAAGUGGAAACGGAGCCGCAAGGCCAAGGAGCAGGCAAUCAAGGGCCAAGGUGACUCCGACUGUCCCCACGGGGGGAAGCAGGGCAGCAAUACCGGGUCUGGAGACACCCGUAACUCUGGUACCCGGGACGAUGAAGAUGAGGAGGAUCUGGAAGCAGGGGAAGAAGAAGAUGAUGUGUUAAGUGCUGAUACCGUAGGAGCUGUAGUGGGUUUACUGUCUCGCCCUACACAUUUUCUGAGGCACACUGCGACAGAGCUCAGCUAUAGUUCUCAUGGUUCCUACUCAGACAAUGAACUAGAGGACAGUGGGCCUUGACUGGAGAGAAGGGUUGGGGUGGGGUUAUGAGGACAGUGGGC
Molecule: messenger RNA, 1228 nt
Organism: Oncorhynchus gorbuscha (pink salmon)
Lineage: Eukaryota; Metazoa; Chordata; Actinopteri; Salmoniformes; Salmonidae
Gene: mnx2a
Product: motor neuron and pancreas homeobox 2a
Exons: 3
Coding region: 267-1187 (306 amino acids)
Biological process (GO): regulation of DNA-templated transcription; spinal cord motor neuron cell fate specification; neuron projection morphogenesis
Cellular component (GO): nucleus
Molecular function (GO): sequence-specific double-stranded DNA binding; DNA-binding transcription factor activity, RNA polymerase II-specific
Source: RefSeq, a predicted model, not a curated record